Molecule: messenger RNA, 1734 nt
Organism: Cephus cinctus (wheat stem sawfly)
Lineage: Eukaryota; Metazoa; Arthropoda; Insecta; Hymenoptera; Cephidae
Exons: 7
Coding region: 756-1697 (313 amino acids)
Biological process (GO): lipid metabolic process
Cellular component (GO): membrane
Molecular function (GO): oxidoreductase activity, acting on the CH-CH group of donors
Source: RefSeq, a predicted model, not a curated record
UAUAUGUGCCUGAUAAUACUAAAUUUCAAAUAAUCGUUUCUUUUGAGCCCCCCGUAUUCAAGGAUUAGCAGUACUUAUCCAUAUUUUGCUUGAUAUCUAAUAACGAGUUCCAAUUUUCCUGGUAUUUAUUUGCUUGAUCUCUUCCUGCUUGCUUUGGAAAACUCACACAAGAAUUCUCUACCAUUCCUACGUACUUCAUCAUACUCUUUUUAAAUAGCCAAGUGCACUGUGUCAGUCAGCUCUUAUCCUACCAAGGGCAGAGAAGAAAGUAUCUCUUUUGAUUGGCUAAACGGCUGUUCGACCCACCCUCUGCAAACACCUUGGCAAUGCAGACUGCAGUGCUGGGUUACUGUAGGCUCUCAGUAGGACUCAGUUCGUUAACAGUGUCUCACUAGAACGCACGCCGAUUCCGCUCUAUUCUCUCCUCUCGUGCCGGGAGAAACACCCGUACUCGUAUUGAUCCUCCCGGAGGCUGCGGAUUCGCCGUCGUUGCUGCGUGGUUGCGUAGUGCUCAACGAGAGAAGAUCCAAGACGAGGUCUCUAGAUACGAGAGUGACAAAGAGUGUUUCGGAGGGAUGAAAAGAGACCCUAUUUUUAAUGUGCACAAGUUCGAAUGUCGCCCCGGCAUGUGACUUCGUGUUUCCUGUGACCUAAUCAGAGUCGUCUAUUUUUUUUAAAAUACGGCUAGAAGCAUGGAGUUAUCCUAUAGAGAGUGAGUGUUCGUUAACGAAAGUGAGAGGAAUCAAAUCGGAAAGAUGGCUGUGGAUAUAUUGGAUGUCGAUCAUCUGGCUGUCAGUGCUAUAGUCACAGUAGGGAUGCAAUUAAUAUUCUUCACGAUCGCUGCUACUUUCCAGAUGGAUAAGCUCACCGAUUUUGCGGGCGGAACCAAUUUUAUUAUUCUGGCUCUUCUUACAUUUUUCCUCGGUCAAGUCGGCAAGACUUAUGAUAGCAGACAGUUGAUGGUCACAGUUUUCGUAUGCCUCUGGGGUGCUCGGCUCUCUGGUUAUCUUCUGUACCGUAUUAUCAAAAUUGGCCGAGAUAAACGAUUCGAUGAUAGGCGCAGCAAUGUGAUACGCUUUGCUGUGUUUUGGACAUUUCAGGCCGUGUGGGUAUAUGUCGUCAGUUUACCGGUAAUUUUUAUUAAUUCACCUCGUCACAAGAUCCCACCAGCACCGAGAACUAUGACGACCUUGGACAGCGCGGGAACAGGUCUGUUCGUUAUUGGAUUACUCGCUGAAACUUAUGCAGAUUUGCAGAAGUUCUCCUUUAGGCAGGAUCCCGUUAAUGACGGCAAAUGGUGCAACGACGGACUCUGGAGGUUAUCGAGACAUCCUAACUAUUUCGGCGAGAUAGUAGUCUGGUGGGGAAUAUUUGUGAUUUCAUUGAACGUGAUCGAGGGAGCCGAGUGGGUUGCUAUUGCCUCACCAAUCUUUACGACCAUCAUUAUACUCUUUCUAUCGGGAAUGCCACUCUUGGAGAAGUCUUCGGAUGAGCGCUACAGAGACAAUGCGGACUACCGCUACUACAAGCAAUCGACAUCACCAUUGAUCCCUAUACCGCCGUCCAUAUAUGUCGAGGUGCCCUGGUUCCUAAAAUUCGUUCUUUGCUGUGAAUUCCCUCUAUAUGACUCUCUCGACGUGAAACCCCAGGCUGCCGUCACUGAAUCCACGUCUAUUAGUCUCGCGGCCUCUACGUAGCUGUAGCCGUACGUCGGGCGUCCCGCCUCGGGGCCCG